AUGGUAAACUACACCACAGCUGAAUCGCCUUUUUCGCCUAAUGCCGUAGUGGGCGUAUUACAGCAUGAGUCAGAUAAGAGUAGCUCGCCUAUUAAAGAUGAUGCAAGAAAUGACUACGAAAAUGGUAUUAAUAUUCGUUAA
Acaulospora morrowiae is the source of this 141-nucleotide messenger RNA. NCBI's taxonomy places the organism in Eukaryota, Fungi, Glomeromycota, Glomeromycetes, Diversisporales, Acaulosporaceae. The record is from the annotation of a GenBank genome assembly.